AUGUCCCCUUUCACAGAAAAACAAAAAACAAACAAACAAGCAUGACUCAUAAACUUAAAUCCGUUACUAAGGAAGCUAGAUUUGAUUAAUAACGAUGUUUCCAUUGAAAAGAGUAAUUUUAGGAAGUAGUACGCCAGCACGUUAAGGAAGUUAGAGUGAGUAAGGUACCGGUAAAUAACGGCAACCUGUUCAGAGCAGUCGGUGUAUCAACAAAGCACAGAUGGAAAAGUUUAAAGCAAUUCUCAAUUUGGUUCAGAAGCAGCAGACGACCCUAAGUUUUGGGUUUGUUGCUUUGUUCACAGUUGGGGGAGAACACAUCUUUUCAUCCGUUGUCUUCAGAUGUCCUUGUAGUUCCUGGAACUUUCUCUACGGCUGUGUUUUUCUUUUGGUGCCUUCUCUCGUGCUGCUGUUGCUGGGUUACCUGCUCAGCCGUAAAACAUGGAGGCUUCUAACUGGCUGCUGUAUGAAUACAUCCAAGAUAUUCAAGAUGAAUAAUAUUUGUGGCACUGUCAAAGUGCUCGUACAGAUUACUGUAAAUGCAUUGGUUGCACCGCUUACCUGGGUUGCGGUAGCACUGCUGCACGGUAGCUAUUAUGAAUGUGCUAUGACUGGUUUUAACAAUACAGCAUACAUUCACAAGGUAUGCGAUGGCAAGUCCAAAUGUUUUCAAGACUUUCAUAAGCUGCCUUGUGACGGUAAGUCUUCUUUGUCGGCAUCUGACAGGGAGGAUGUUUUACUGGCGAUACGAGCGCAGUCACAGGUGCUGGGAUGGAUGCUGAUAGCGAGCAUCAUGGCCGUUGCCCUGGCCUUUACCUGUGUCACCCGGUGCUGCUCCCCCGUCAGUUUUCUUCAGUUCAAAUUCUGGAUGUCUUACAUGCAUCAGGAAAACGAGCUGUUUGAAAGCCUUGCCACAGAACAUGCGAAGAACCUUGCCCAACAAAACGUCAGGAGCUUUUUUGAAUCAACAGAAGCUCCUACAAUGGAGACGCCUGACAACAAAGCAUGGGAGAAAAUCUCAGCCCUGUACAAAUUUAGUACUAAAGAUUAUUACUACAGCACUUUACACAAAUAUGUUGAAAGCUGUGGUGAAAAUCAUAAGAAAUCAAGAUGGUCCGGAGAAUGUGAUUUAAAAAAUCCUACUUCUGAACUUUGUUGAUGGAUCACAUUGUUUGUGAAGGCGUGAUUUAUCAAAAGCAUGAAUCAGAGAAGGGCAACUCCAUUUUAUUGGGCCAUUUUUCACCAGGUUUAACAGGUGUUGAGAUCAGUAACUGGUUUAGGAUCUAAAUAGAGGUAUUAUGGGUUAAUUUAGGAACUAGAAACAUGGUUACAACAGAGACCUGGUAGGGCCAGAGUUGCCCAUACCUGUACUAAAUUAAGUCACUUAAUACACUUCCAAAGUGCUGAUACAUAUGUAUUUUAACUAAUGGGGGUGGGGGUCAGUUAUUUUUUUAGUAGUAAUUAAUAAUUUUUUAUUAGUAUUUGUCUUAGCUGUUGGAAAAUGGAUGUUGUCUUUCCUGGUAAUCUGAGACUACCAUACUCCUUAGAUCACACUUUUGGGUUGAUAGUUUAUGAUGUUUUUAACACACACAACUAAGAUUCAUUACGGUCUUUACACCAAGGAAAGGAACAGUAAACUGUUACAUUUGACUAAACUACAAACAAAAAACUUGGGAACACAAAUCCCCAAAAUGUUACUUCCUGUUGCUAGAUUUGUUGAAAAACUAUAAAAAUAAACCUAAAUAAGUAAUUUCAAAAUUGUUCAGAACAGUCUUUCACCAUCUGCACCUGUACAUAGAGUAGAGAAAAUGGGACCAUGGGAUUCAUAGAUUUUUUUUACAUCUUUCCACCUGGGGUGAAGACAACAACAAACCCUGUGGUAUAAGACAGAAGCCUUGAACAUGUGUGUUCCUUUAAUAUUACUGCAUAGUCUACCAUGGAGUGUUUUAUAGAUUUAAAGGGUUACUAGUUUUGUAACAUUAGCAGUUGUCAUUUUCUUUUCAUUAAAAAAUAUGCAAAUAUUACUUUGCUCUAAAAAUCUGGUCCAUUUUGAUUUCCUUUACAGUCAUGUUGCUUAAUUCAGUAAUUUCACUGGAAACUGUAGACACCACAAAAUAAAGCAUUAAAAAGGUCUGUAAGGAAACUUCAAUCCAUAUUUUUUUUUGAAGGACUAGUUCCAUAUUGCCUUGAUGUGUUUAAUUACUUUUUUUUCAUAAGUCAGUGUCAAUGAUUUAUUUUGUUUUGUUUUUCAAACACCUGUACUGUUUAAUAUUACACUUUGUUCACCACUGUUUAAGUACAAAUAAAAGCUUUUUUCAACAGAUCAUUGAUGAAGUUGCUGAGAUGUCUGGCACAAGCUAAAAUAAAAAUUGUGUGUGAAAUAUUUAUAAACACUACGCAUGCCAUGUGACAGUCCCAGUUUUUCUGUAUGUGGAUCUUAUAUUCAACUCGAACUACCACUGACCCUUUUUAUUGGAAUUCAAAUGUUCCACCCUCUGAUUCAAUGAGUUCCACCCAAUCACAAUACAAGCUGCUUCCAGAAUAUGAUGGGCUGUACCUCUAGACAACUG
Molecule: messenger RNA, 2567 nt
Organism: Acipenser ruthenus (sterlet)
Lineage: Eukaryota; Metazoa; Chordata; Actinopteri; Acipenseriformes; Acipenseridae
Product: calcium homeostasis modulator protein 6-like
Exons: 2
Coding region: 221-1156 (311 amino acids)
Molecular function (GO): monoatomic cation channel activity
Source: RefSeq, a predicted model, not a curated record